UUGCAAAGUUGAGAAAUUGAUAAAAGAUUUGGCUCAUGCAUAACUGAGGUGUGAGCUGAAGUGCAGUGCUGUGGAGUGAAAGAGAGCGAGCGAGAGAGAGAGAGAGAGAGAGUGGAGUGGAGUGGAGUGAGAGAGGAGUGCGGUCUGCUCCAAAUCGUUUAUAGAACGUGCGAAACGUUAACAGUUGCAAGUUAAUUGGCAUAGGCCACAAAAAUACACACAUCAUGAAGUCGCAGCUGCUCCGCAUGCUAAUGGAGUUGUAAGAAGAAAAAUCCCUGUCGCUAUCCACAUUUCAUAUUGAGUGAAGAACUUUUGCCAUACAUUGUAAAGGGAGAAACGUGAACAGGAGCCAAAAACCAAGGAAAUUGAAAUUCAGCUUUCGCAGCACACAGCCAAAAGCAGCAGCAGGGGGACAUUCAUCAAGGUGCAGCGGGUGGCGCGAAUGCUGGCCGUCUAGCGGAUAGCAGAACGCCCCCACUCAUCCCCAGGCGAGCCCCAAAUCUCCCAACUCUCCCGGCCACUCGGAGCCAAAUGUAUGCGAGUCGCAGCUCGCAAUUUGCCAAAGGCAUCGGCAGCAUGGCGUGCAGCAUACAGAAGCAAACCUCACAGGCAACACCAACGGCAACCAUGACAAUGACAACGGCCACUGGUAUCGGAGCCAGAGUCAGAAGUGAUGUUGGCGGUGGUGGUGGUGUUGGUGUUGGUGUUGGAAGUGGUGCCAGCGGUGCCGGCACUGUGCCUUCCACGCCCAAGGUGAACAAGUCAGCCCAACCAAGGGGCUCGCUGCCAACGGACGUGCAUCAGCCACCACUGGAAUUCCAAUGGCCGCCGCCAUUGCCCGUUUCCAGUCACACCAGCAACUUGCGCCUGAACAUGAUGAACCAGGACCCCAAGGAUUUGCACACAGCACGCGCCAUCAUCGAGGAGUUGCGCUCCAAGGUUCGCUUCCAAACCGAGCACAUUAUGAAGUGGCGCAAGGCCUACGCUAUGCAGGUGCAGCAACACUAUCGCUAUCAGAAGGAGAAAUCGGAUCAGAUGAACUCGCUGACCUCGCAGCUGCUACUGUUGGAGUCGCGAUUGAAGCGCAAGCAGAAACAGAUUGCGAGCCUGCUGAGCCACCGGGAGAUGACCAUACAGCGGCAGCAGAAGAUCAUCGAUACGCUGUCCACACGCCUGGUGGAUCAUGGGCUGGAGAGCAUUGAGGCGAGCUAUGCCAAUGAGCUGGACUCGCUUAAUGACUCCGACUCGGCUGUGGUGCUGGAGGACAUUGAUUCGGACAGCAACAUGAUGACGCUGGGUACGCGUCGCAAGAGCAGCGGCGGUGGAGCAGGUGGUUUGGCUGGUGUUCUGGGUAGCGACGGCAUCACCAUUGUGCGCUCCAUAUCGGAUGCCAUUGAGACGAAUCUGAAUAAAUAUGGUGCCGCGAGGCGCAACAAUUGCUUUCUGCGACGCCCCGACAUACUGGAGACGGUCUAUUCUGUUGAGGAGGAUCCGGAACCCACUCCGGAUGUGGCGGAGAAGCGAGACAAGUUUAAGAAUCGUUCGGAGAAGGCGCUCAGCUCGAGUUCCACGGAAGGUCAGAUCGAUGCGCCAGCAGCGCCGGAAGCCAAAGACUCAUCAUCCAUAUCGCCAGUGAUGGCGAUGCCGGUGCCACGUCGCCAGCUGGGUGCACUGAAGCGAUCGCCCAGCCACGAUUCGCCGUGUACGACGCUGAGCGUGAAGGUGCCGCAACUGGACCAGCUCAAUGGCAAGUCGCAGGUGACCACCUACAAUCGGGUCAUGUCCAAUCAUCGCUCGGUGACGAAGCCCAAGGAUGUCAAGUACAAACGCAUCAACAAGGCCAAGUCGAAGAGUCUCGAGGAAUUGCGCGGCCGCCUCAAGAAUCUGGUGGAGCGUCCCGGACUCGACCCCGGCUACACAGCCGGCAUGAUGCCCCAGACGGCGCAAUCGUAUGCGUGA
Messenger RNA from Drosophila grimshawi, 1959 nucleotides. RefSeq lists its product as uncharacterized. The record is from RefSeq and is a predicted model, not a curated record. Lineage: Eukaryota; Metazoa; Arthropoda; Insecta; Diptera; Drosophilidae. The coding region runs from base 532 to 1959 and encodes 475 amino acids. The transcript is spliced from 5 exons.